This is a messenger RNA of Panicum virgatum (switchgrass), 354 nucleotides long. Its product is annotated as glycine-rich cell wall structural protein 1.8-like. NCBI's taxonomy places the organism in Eukaryota, Viridiplantae, Streptophyta, Magnoliopsida, Poales, Poaceae. The transcript has a single exon. Bases 1 to 354 code for a protein of 117 amino acids. The record is from RefSeq and is a predicted model, not a curated record.
AUGGGCGGCCGGCGAGGCGGCGUGAUGAAAUUGGCCCUGGGCGGCGUGGCGCGGGGCAUGGAGGCCAGCAAAGGCGGUGCUGGAGGCGACGGCGGUCUUUGCGCGACGCGUGGAGGUGGCGAGGCGGCGCAGGGGGGCAAAUCCGGGGUGGCCGUGCUCACCGGAGUAGAAAACAGAGGCGGCGGCGGCGGAGCGCCUUGGGGAGAGGGAGAUGGGCGCCCACAAGUAGAGGAGUGGGACCAGGGGGAGCUCCAAAUCAGCGGCGAGGGUGGCCGGUGGGCGAGAAACCGGCAGCGGGGCGGCGCCGCCAGGAUUCCAGAGAAGCUGCAGGUAGAAGACGACUGGGUGGACUGA